GGAGAGGAGGAGAGGAGAGGCGAGGGGAUGCUGCUGGGGCUGCCGCCGUUGCUCGGGCUGCUCUCCUCCUCUUUCCUCCCUUCGCGCCGAGCUUCUCCCACCGCAGCGCAGAGCCGAGAAGCAGGCUUCUUCCCCCGGCGUCGCGAAGAUGCCGGGCUCGGGCUCGUGGCUGCUGGCCCUCCUCCUCCUCCUCCUUUGCCCGCCGCCCGCCCGCCCAGCCAGUGAUGAUGUCGAGGUGGUGAUCCCAGAAUGGGUGCCGCAGGAGCGGAUCCAUUUCCUACAAGCCGAAAGGAGCCAGGUGUGGGGAGGCCGGAGCCGGCGUUCUGCAUCAUUCGACCCCGAAGAGGAAGAUGCCGAAGCUGCGCUCUUUAUUCGCCUCCCUGCAGGAAGUGGCCUUCACCUGGACUCCGACCUCUACCUGAGCCUCCGUCCGAACGCACAGUUCUUGGCACCUGGGUUUUCAGUGCAGGAAAUCCCUGAGGACCCAAGUGUCGAACGCAAUGCUGGCGUGGAUCGGAGUUGCUUUUACACGGGCCACGUGCUCAACCGCAGCGUUGACUCCUUUGCUUCGCUCAGCACAUGCAACGGGCUGGUUGGCUUGAUCCAGAUUGGGUCGGAACAAGUGCAGAUACAUCCGGUGAACACAUCGGAGACAUUGUUUGAUGGGAAGGAGCACUUCCUCAGGCGCAAAAGGUCUGCACGAUCCACCCGCCCUGCCCGUCCGGGGGUCCCAGGUGAACACUGCAAAGUGGUAGCAGAAAAGAAGAGGCAAAAAAAGGCAAAGCUGACUGAUGACUGGAGAGAACGGAGGAAUGCUAUUCGGCUGAUGAACGAAUACACCGUGGAAACCCUUGUGGUGGCAGAUUCUGACAUGGUCCAGUACCACGGGGCAGACGCAGCUCAGAGGUUUAUUCUCACUGUGAUGAACAUGGUCUACAACAUGUUCCAACAUCAGAGCCUUGGAGUUAAAGUCAAUAUCCGAGUGACUAAACUUGUCCUACUUCGAAGACGUCCUGCCAAGCUAUCCAUUGGGCACCAUGGGGAGAGAUCUCUGGAGAGCUUCUGCCACUGGCAAAACGAAGAGUUUGGCGGGGCAAAGUACCUGGGAAAUAAUCAGGUUCCUGGAGCACGAGAUGAUACCCCUCCGGUAGAUGCUGCCGUCUUCGUUACCAGGACAGAUUUUUGCGUCCAUAAAGAUGAGCCCUGUGACACCGUGGGGAUCGCCUACCUGGGAGGCAUCUGCAGCGCCAAGCGGAAGUGUGUUCUCGCCGAAGACAAUGGGCUGAACCUGGCCUUCACCAUUGCCCACGAAUUAGGACACAACAUGGGGAUGAGCCAUGAUGACGAUCACUUGUCUUGUGCUGGGAGGUCGCACAUCAUGUCUGGAGAAUGGGUCAAGGGUAGGAACCCCAGUGACCUGUCCUGGUCCUCCUGCAGCCGCGAUAACCUUGAAAAGUUUCUCAAGUCCAAGGUCAGCACGUGUUUGUUGGUGACGGAUCCAAGAAGCCGAUAUGCGGUGCGGCUUCCAUACAAACUUCCAGGGAUGCAUUACAGUGCCGAUGAGCAGUGCCAGAUCCUUUUUGGAACCAAUGCAACUUUCUGCAAGAAUAUGGAGCAUUUGAUGUGUGCUGGUCUCUGGUGCCUUGUGGAAGGAGACGCUUCAUGCAAAACCAAACUGGAUCCACCUUUGGAUGGUACAGAAUGUGGGGCAGACAAGUGGUGCCGAACUGGGGAGUGUGUGAGCAAGACCCCCAUCCCUGAGCACGUGGAUGGAGACUGGAACAUGUGGAGCCAGUGGAGCAUGUGCAGCAGGACAUGUGGGACCGGUGCCAGGUUCAGGCAGCGCAAAUGUGACAACCCACCUCCUGGGCCUGGGGGCAAAAAUUGCCGCGGAGCCAGCGUGGAGCACACCGUUUGUGAAAAUGUGCCCUGUCCCAAAGGUGCGCCCACAUUCCGGGAUCAACAGUGCCAGUCUCAUGACCGAUAUACCAAGAAGAAAAGUCUUUGGACUGCUGUCAUCAUGGAUGAGAAGCCCUGUGAACUGUAUUGCUCCCCAUUUGGGAAGGAGUCUCCUGUGCUGGUAUCGGACCGAGUUGUGGAUGGGACGCCAUGCGGGCCAUAUGAGAUGGAUCUCUGCGUUCAUGGCAAGUGCCAGAAAAUUGGCUGUGACGGGAUUAUUGGCUCGGCUGCCCGAGAGGAUCGCUGCGGCAUCUGCAACGGAGACGGCAAAACCUGCAAAGUGGUGAAAGGCGACUUCAACCAUACAAAAGGGAUGGUAUCCAAUAGUCAAUGUAAGAAGGUUUCUACCUGUGUGAUGGCAAAGGCAAAGGCAGUCCCCAAGUGCUUCUCAUGCUACAUUGAGGCAGCCGUGAUCCCAGCCGGGGCUCGGAGGAUCCGUGUGAUGGAGGAUAAGCCCGCACACAGUUUUCUUGCUUUGAAAGAUUCCAGUAAAAAGUCCAUCAACAGCGACUGGAAAAUUGAACUUCCUGGUGAGUUUCAGAUCGCAGGAACGACUGUCCGGUACGUGCGGAGAGGCCUGUGGGAGAAAAUCUCCGCCAAAGGACCGACCAAGAUACCCCUCCACCUGAUGGUGCUGUUAUUCCAUGACCAGAACUACGGGAUCCACUACGAAUACACCAUCCCUGUGAACUACUCUGCCGAAAACAGAAGUGAGCCUGAGCAUCAGCAGGAAUCCUUGUACAUAUGGACCCACAGUGGAUGGGAAGGCUGCAGUGUGCAGUGUGGAGGAGGAGAACGUAAAACCAUUGUGUCCUGCACACAGAUAGUUAACAAGACCAUGAUGUUGGUGAAUGACAGCGCUUGCCAAAGGGUGACCCGUCCAGAGCCUCAAGUUAGAAGAUGCAAUGUGCAUCCCUGCCAGUCAAGGUGGGUGGCAGGGCAGUGGAGCCCUUGCUCCGCGACUUGCGCCAAAGGCACCCAGCGCCGAGAAGUGACCUGCGUCUAUCAGCUGCAGAACGGCAGCUACGUCAACACCAGGGAUCUCUACUGCCUUGGUCCCAAGCCAACCGCAGUCCAAAGCUGCGAAGGUCGAGACUGCGUCUCCAUCUGGGAAGCAUCAGAAUGGUCUAAGUGCUCCUCCAGCUGCGGGCGCGGGAAGCAGAAGCGCACAGUCACGUGCACCAACUCACAAGGGAAGUGCGACGCAGCCACGCGGCCCAGAGACGAAGAGGAAUGCGAGGACCACACCGGCUGUUACGAAUGGAAGACCGGCGACUGGUCCAAGUGUUCUUCAACCUGUGGCAAAGGCCUUCAAUCCCGGGUGGUCCAGUGCAUGCACAAGGUCACGGGCCGCCACGGCAAUGAGUGUCCUACUCUUUCCAAGCCCGCAGCCUAUAGGCAAUGUCACCAAGAAGCCUGCAAUGAGAAGAUCAACGUCAACACCAUUACCUCUCCAAGGCUCGCUGCUCUGACCUAUAAAUGUGCAGGAGACCAGUGGAUUGUUUACUGCCGGGUGAUUCGAGAGAAGAACCUCUGCCAGGACAUGAGGUGGUACCAACGCUGUUGCCAGACCUGCAGAGACUUCUACGCCAGCAAGAUGCAACAUAAGAGUUAAUGGAACCUGCCUUGGCUCCUUAGGUCAUGUGUGCCUCUUCCUACAGUGUGUCAUCAACUUACGGGACUUGUGGCAACAAGAUGUGGCAAGAGCCGCAUAGAUUAGACUUGCACAUAGGGGAAUCGGGUCUCUCAAAGGCUAAAAGCCAUGGGAACAACAUAGAACUGCCGAGGUCUGAGCGGAAGGUGCCUCUGGCCAUCCGCAAUGGGAAGACGGCCAUCGCCACCCAUGCGUAGGUGCCAACUAUGGAAAGCCAACUGCUUGACCAGUGAGACCUGAUCUGGCAAAACAGGUUACAUUUGUCCAUGGCCACUGCAAGGAAGGUCUGUUUACCAAAUCUUCAGCGAGUUGCUGAACUUGGUGGAUUCCAACGCUUACCUAAUAAGACUUGAAAUUCCUUUUGCAGACUGGAUGAAUCAAAGCAGUCCACCACAAAAAAAGAAUUCAUCUCAAAGCCAAUUACAUAUAACUCUAUGUUGCUUUGACACUGCUGCUCCCCCCCCUCCCUCCCAGUAAUAUAUAGAUUAUUUCCAGCCACUGGAUGGCUUGCUACCAUUUUAUUAAAAAAAGGAAAGAGUUGAAAAGUGACUAAAUUGACUAAAGUUGGAUGUACCUCGACAGGGUCAGCCUCUGGUAAAUAGCUCAGUGUAGGUAGAGACAUUACUUAAUGCUUCAGCCUUGGCUUCGAGGUCCAGCUUCCAGCCUGAAAAGGUGGGCGGAGGAUGAUGGCUCAAAUGGGAAGCCGCUAAUGAAAUACUUAAUUCGCAAAAGAGGCUUUGCUAGGAAAGCUCCUGAAAGCCAAGCAGCAGCGGUGGCUUGAAAACCCCUCUAGAAAGUCCAACGUUUCGAACUAAGUAUGAUUUCAAAAGAACAAAAAGAAGGAAAAUCUAACUUUCCUUCUGUUUUGCCUUCCCUAUAAUAAAGGUGCCUCGCUUGCUGCACCGAUGUUACAGUAAAUAAAUCAGGACAGAUUUAAUGAUCCCGUUCGCCUUCCUAAACAGCAGCACUCAUCGGGAACCAGGCCAAAUGCACAUGUUGAAUUUUCUAGUAAUCCAAGGACAGCAGCCCUUUUGGGUAGCAAAAUACACUUGAAAGCCUAGUCAGUAAGCAAUAAGCAUGCGCUAGAGCAACUCCGUGAAAUUGCUGUCUGUGUGGCAGAUUAGUUUCAAUGCAAAGGGCAGGUGUGAGCACAGAAAGUUAUGCUGAUUCUUAGUUGCCUUUGGGUUUGGAAUGCAGGAAGAGUCAGACAGAAACUGUGUACAUAUGGCCAGGACCUCUGUGUUCAUCCUCGAUUACAGGAAUGAAAUUAAUCUCCAAAUGAUUGGGUGGCAGUAGCUGAAACAGGGGUGACAUUGCAUUCCUUGGUGCUAUUAUUUGGGAACAGAGAUGAGAAGAGUAAUGAGAAGAGUGUCAGUUUCAACACUUCCUAUUACUGUUUCUCUUCACUUUCUGUUUCUUCUCUGCCAACCCUUUCUACCACUUGGGCAUCAGUUGCUGCUUCCGAUCUAAUGGUGGGAUUCCUUCUUGAUUGUGAAACGAAUCAUGGAACGACAUGUCAUUUCUGAGAGUUGCUCUGAAACCCUAAUGCUGUUUGAAGUUUGCCUUCCAGAGCUGAAAUCCCAUGGAAAGUGGUGCUUUGGGCCAUCUCCGCUUUCCAUGGGCAUUUGACCUUUACACAUUUUGCUAAACUUUCCAAGCAAAAUGCAUCAUCCUGAGAUUAUGUCUCAUUCUCAAGAGAUGCUGCAGCCCUAUCAGGUAACGUUCUUCCCUAGCUCUCUAGAAUGGCAAGCCCAGGAUCACAAUGAUUAGCCGCUAUUCUAGAAGUCAACUACCCUGGAAUAUGACAAUAUUCAGAAGGCAUGCAGACGCCCACCAUCCAGAAAUCUGGCAGAUCGAAGCAUGGAGGCAAUUGUAAAAGAUCACCCACACAAUGCUGCUUUGGGACUUUGGUGUUAUGCAUACUGGAGGUUUCGAAAACCUUUCUCAUAUGGCAUGCAGUGGAGAGAUGUACCAGAGUAGGGAUCUCAGCAAUUAAUAUGGCAAAAUGAGGAAAUUCUAAAUGGUGCUAAAAAGUCAGGGUAAUAGGAAUCCCUCUCGAAGCAACAGGAAUCUAGACAAUGGAUACGAAGUUCAGCAAGAGGAUUGUAUUCACUCUGGGCUUAAUCCACUGCAGCAAUGCUCCAGAGGCAGCCCCACAUUGUGUUCCAAUGCCAUGAUACAACAGGGCAGAGUCUGCAUAGAAAAGCCAGGCCCAAACCGGUCCAAGCCUUCCUUUCCUUGCCCCCGCUGCCAUUGGAAGGGCUCCUGGGCCAACGGUGUUGACUUCAGAGGGAGAAGGGAGGAGCAAAUCCAACGCAAAGGGUUGGAAAAGUGGUACAGCGCUAAGAACGAGGGAGUUUGUCACCGGAAGACGUGGCAAUCUCACCACUUGUUGGGUUCAUUGCAGAUCAGGAAAAUGUGCCAAAGGUGUACUUUGGAAGAGGUGCCGUAGAUCCAGCCGUGACCUAAGAAGGGGUCAAUCAAAAGAGAAUAGAGAGGCAGAACGAUUGCAGGAUAUUUUCUCGUUUCAUUGCUUAAACAACUCCUAUUCCGUGUCGCCUACAGAUCAGGAGUGAAAUUGCAGAUUGCUCCGGAAAUGCAGGACUGCAAGCUCCUAGUAGCGCCCAGCCAGCUUAGCAUGUAGUGACAAAUGCUGGAAGUUGCAGUUCAAAAGCAAAAACGAAAAGAAAUCUGGAGCAUUACAUGGUUCCUAUGGGUAUUUUGUGUAUUCCUGUUCCAAAAUAGAAAUGGCUGUGAUCUUAGGGCCCUUCCACACAGGCCCUGUAUCCUAGGAUCUGAUCCUAGGUUUUCUAUUUAUCCCAGAUGAUCUGGCAGUGUGGACUCAUAGAAUCCAGUUUAAAGUAGAAAACCUUGGAUGACAUCCUAGGAUAUAGUGCCUGUCUGGAAGGGCCUUUAGAAACCCAGUAGUUUUCUGAGCUGCUUUCAGGUGAUAUUUUUCCAAGCACGUCUUGGUCCUUAAAUCUGGCUUUCCAGCAUCUUCUGCAAUCUGGAUAGUUAGAAAAAGUUUGUAUCAGUGAGCAAGCUAUCAUUCAGGGACGCUUCUCUAUCACUACUAUAUUGUUCACUGAGGAACUCCUGGUUGGCUCUUGAAGGAACUAAAUCUCACUCAUUAUGAUCCAGAAAUGGCCUCGACACGACAGUCACGAAACGUCGGGUUUCAGAGCAGCUACAGCAAUGCCUUUGGUGCUUCGCUUUGUGCGCAAUGCGCUUGCAUGACCAUUGUGGUAUUUCUGUUGUGUCAAAAACAAUAUUCCAUGUACUGUUCUCUGAAGUACUGUACAUUGAUGAUUGCACAGUUUUGUCACAUAACAGAGUGUAAACUCUGGCUAUCAAAGGGUGCUUUAUUUUGUAUUUUUCCUUCGUGUUUUUUUUUAAAAAGAGAAUCCUCUUUGCAGUUGAAUAUUGAUAUUUUUAUUCGAAAACAAGACAACAAUGCAACGUUGUUUUUCAAUACAGAGUGGAAAAGUGUAUAUAUUUUUUCUAUAGUGAACUUACAUAUGAACUGUAGCCAUGGUAACAAUUCUAUGUUGUUGUUUUGUUGUUGUUUUCUCCUGGUGCUGGCUAAAACGUCAAAAAUAUAGUCAAGCGUAACAGAACCAACUGUAAAUUAAAAGAGAUCAUUCUAUUUUAGAAAUUUAAAA
Messenger RNA from Anolis carolinensis (green anole), 7275 nucleotides. It is a transcript of the gene adamts17, whose product is annotated as ADAM metallopeptidase with thrombospondin type 1 motif 17. NCBI's taxonomy places the organism in Eukaryota, Metazoa, Chordata, Lepidosauria, Squamata, Anolidae. The transcript has 24 exons. Gene Ontology annotation, biological process: proteolysis; extracellular matrix organization. The record is from RefSeq and is a predicted model, not a curated record. Gene Ontology annotation, molecular function: metalloendopeptidase activity. Bases 149 to 3574 code for a protein of 1141 amino acids. Gene Ontology annotation, cellular component: extracellular matrix.